UUCUCUAUUUCUGUAAAAACAACAUAAUCAGAAAGCAACAUAGUUUUUCAGUUCUUCUGAGACACCACGAAAUCCUAAUGAUUCACUUUGUGAUUCUUAUCAGUAGACAAGGGAAAGUAAGGCUUACCAAAUGGUAUUCACCUUAUUCCCAAAAGGAGAGAUCCAAGGUUAUUCGAGAGCUAAGUUCGCAAAUUCUUCCUCGCCCUCCAAAGCUUUGCAACUUUGUGGAGUGGAGAGGACUUAAAGUUGUUUAUAAAAGAUAUGCCAGCCUCUACUUCUGCUUCUGCAUUGAUCAAGAUGAUAAUGAACUGGAGACCCUUUCCAUUAUUCACCAUUACGUUGAGACACUGGACCGUUAUUUUGGUAGUGUCUGCGAGCUGGAUUUAAUCUUUAAUUUCCACAAGGCAUAUUAUAUGCUGGAUGAAAUUCUGCUAGCUGGACACGUGCAGGAGACUAGCAAAAGAACAACUUUGAGACUAAUAGUUGCGCAGGAGGAGCUGGUGGAAGCAGCUAAAGAGCAAUCCAGUUCAAUAGGCAACAUUAUUGCACAAGCCACCAAAUAAGAGCUUCGUUUCUUACAUUGGCUCUGUGUUUCAUAUUACCAAGUGCUGACAAUGUGAUUGGUGCGCAUCCAUGUGUUUCCCUGUACUAUUUUGCAGCCAAUAAUUUGUUCAAAGACGCAAGUGUCUCAACAUCCUAGCAAUUAAUCAGCACAAAUGUGAAACAGUUUAUA
Molecule: messenger RNA, 733 nt
Organism: Prosopis cineraria
Lineage: Eukaryota; Viridiplantae; Streptophyta; Magnoliopsida; Fabales; Fabaceae
Product: AP-1 complex subunit sigma-1-like
Exons: 7
Coding region: 78-563 (161 amino acids)
Biological process (GO): vesicle-mediated transport; intracellular protein transport
Cellular component (GO): AP-1 adaptor complex; membrane coat; intracellular membrane-bounded organelle
Molecular function (GO): clathrin-cargo adaptor activity
Source: RefSeq, a predicted model, not a curated record